This is a messenger RNA of Austrofundulus limnaeus, 1366 nucleotides long. Its product is annotated as transient receptor potential cation channel subfamily M member 5. Gene Ontology annotation, molecular function: ligand-gated calcium channel activity; calcium-activated cation channel activity. Gene Ontology annotation, cellular component: plasma membrane. The record is from RefSeq and is a predicted model, not a curated record. Gene Ontology annotation, biological process: calcium ion transmembrane transport. Lineage: Eukaryota; Metazoa; Chordata; Actinopteri; Cyprinodontiformes; Rivulidae.
GAUGUUUAGCUGGUCGUAUGAAUUUGGGCGGGAUGUCCUGUGUGUGGACUACAUGGUCUUCACUCUUCGCCUCCUUCACAUUGUUGCCAUUCACAAACAGCUGGGACCCAAGAUUAUCAUUGUUGGCAAGAUGGUGAAAGAUGUCUUCUUCUUCCUCUUCUUCCUGGGAGUGUGGCUCAUGGCGUACGGAAUAGCCAAUCAGGCUUUGCUUUACUCCUAUGAUCCUAACUUUGGUCGCAUUUUCCGAAGAGUUUUCUACAGACCUUACUUGCACAUCUAUGGACAGAUUCCUGUGGAGGAGGUCGAUGUUGGUAAGGUGUGGGAUGUAACCUGUACAGAUGACACAACAUUGAUUGAGGGUGGUGCAGAGCCAUGCAGAUCUACGCACAAUAACUGGCUGGUGGCCAUUCUGUUAGUUAUUUAUCUCCUGGUUACAAACAUUCUACUCAUAAACCUGCUUAUUGCAAUGUUUAGCUACACCUUCACUGAAGUGCAGGCCAACAGUGACAUCUACUGGAAGUUUCAGCGCUACAACCUAAUUGUCCAGUAUCACUCCAAGCCCUCACUGGCUCCUCCUUUCAUCAUCCUCUCUCACAUCAAUUUAUUUAUCAAGAGGGUCAUCCGUAAGGUUCCCUCUGUCAAGAUCCACCACUUUGUUUUGCAGUUAAAGGGAAAAGCAGCAAACAGAUUAAUGACGUGGGAAAGUAUCCAGAAAGAAGACUUCCUGACUGCUCAAAACAAAAUCCAGAAGAGUAGUGACUCGGAGAAACUGAAGCGGAUGUCUGACAAGCUGAAUGGUGUGAUGAAACAGUUGUCUGAAAUCAAAGAGUUUGAACACAGACUCAAAUCCCUGGAGAAUGAGAUGGAGUACAGCUCAGAUGCUCUCAGGUGGAUUGUGGAAACUUUGGCACAAAGCAGCACAUUGAAAAACCCUCGACCUCCACCUGUAUCAAGAGAUGCCGUCUCCACUUCCUCCAGUUCAUAUUGAUUAUGCCUUUGGGUUAUCACUGAGGCAGUAAGGAUCAGGAAAAAGACAAAUACUAGAGCACAUAGUCAUGUUUAUCACUACAGUUUACAACCAAGACCAGAACUAAAUAAGUUCACCUUUUAAAAACUGACAGUAUUUUGUUAAGGAAAACUUUUUUAAAUACCAAGAGCAAUGGAUGAAUGUUAUUAACAAUUUACAUUCUGGUAAAACAGAUGUUUACACUUGGUUGCAUUAAAUGUACAUUUAUGUUGCUACUGCUCAGUAAAUUUUAUAAAGAGAAUGAAAAAACAUUUUUACAGAAAUUUGAGAUUUUUCUAUAUUUAUGAGAAGAUUUAUGUUUCUGUUACAGACUCAUUAGCUUUAUUUUUUGUGUUUUUU